Molecule: messenger RNA, 1741 nt
Organism: Abrus precatorius (Indian licorice)
Lineage: Eukaryota; Viridiplantae; Streptophyta; Magnoliopsida; Fabales; Fabaceae
Product: ribosomal L1 domain-containing protein 1-like
Exons: 1
Coding region: 73-1281 (402 amino acids)
Cellular component (GO): 90S preribosome
Source: RefSeq, a predicted model, not a curated record
AACCCUAAUUCUUGUAUUUCUCAUAUUCCGUCUUGUUCGUUCAUCUCACUGCUUAAACCCUAACCGUCACUGAUGGCUUCCGCAAGGGUAAUCCCCGACACGGUGGCGAAAGCGGUGGACGCUCUUCUGAAAUGGCGUCGCUCGCAAUCGGAAGCGAAAAAGCCAAAGCUCUUCGACGAAGACGAGGAAUUCGUGUACCUCAUCGUCACGCUGAAAAAGAUUCCCCAAAACGCUCGCGUGAACCCUCACAAGAUACCUCUCCCUCACUCUUUACUCUCUCAGUUCUCCGAACAGUGCCUCAUCCUCGACGACAGGCCCAACAAGGCCCGCGUUACCAAAGCCCAAGCCCAAUCCAAGAUCCAAUUGGAAUCCAUCCCCGUCUCGAAGGUUCUCAAGCUCUCGAAACUCGCCUCCGAUUACCGUCCCUUCGAGGCGAAACGGAAACUAUGCGAUUCAUACGAUCUCUUCUUCGCCGAGAAGAGCAUCGUUCCAAUGCUACCGCGUUUGCUUGGGAAGCACUUUUUUAAGAAGCGGAAGAUUCCGGUGCCGUUGGAUUUGAAGAAGAAGAAUUGGAAGGAGCAGGUAGAGAGAGCGUGUUCGUCGGCAAUGUUGUUCGUGAGGACCGGCACGUGCAGUGUUGUUAGGGUUGCGAAAUUGAGGAUGGAGAGGGAUGAGAUUGUGGAGAAUGUGGUUGCGGCAAUUGAGGGAGUGGCUGAGGUUGUACCGAAGAAAUGGGAGAAUGUGAGGUCGUUUCAUGUGAAGUUGUUGGAGUCUUUGGCGUUGCCGAUUUAUCAGGCGGUUCCGGAUGUGAGGUUGAAGAUUGAGGGAGUUAAGGUGGAGGAUGACGAGGAAAUGCCAAAGAAGAAGAGGAAGAAGGAUGGUGAAGUUCACGAUCCGAAUGAGGGAGGGAAGAAGAAGGGGAGAAUUCAUGAGGUUAGGUAUAUGGAUGAGAAUGUCAGUGAGGCUGUCGACAAUGAUGAGUUAGGGGGUGUUGAUGGUGAUGAUGAUGGUAGUGACGAUGAGAAGGUGGAUAUGAAGAGGGAGAAAGGGGUUUCGGGUGUGUUGAGUGGUGUUAAGCGAUCCAAGAAAUUGUCUGCGAAGGGAAGUGCCAAGGAGAAGAAGAGAAAGGCGUUGUCUGCUCCGAAGGCGGUUAAGGAGGGUUUGGUUGGGGAAAGUGGAAGUAAAUUAUCUGUUAUGGAUGAGGAGUUGGGUGUGAAGAAGAAGAUGAUGAAGAGGGGGGAUGUGAAGGUGAAAGCUAAGAAAAGUAAGAAGGCUGCAUGAGUUGGAUGUUGUUGUCCAUGAGUAUUUGAUGUUAGAAAUUACUGCUUGAGGUGGCUCUGUGCAAUCCCGUGUGCUUUUGCUUGUUGAGUCCUCUGGUGGAUUUUGUUUUUUUGACUAAGUCAUUAUGACAUUUGUUGUGUUUUAUUUUGGUUAUUUUGUCAUUUGCUAAUUCAAAUUUACUAUACUUGAGGUUUAGAAUGUAUGUCAGAUGGGUAAAAUCAGAAUGCUGCAAUGCCCACGAAUUUUUUAUAUACUUUGGUCAUUUAGAUAUUGCAUGUUGUCAGAGACCGACGUAGAAAUUGUUGGAUGAAUGUUGGUACUUCACUUUAAGCAAAAGCCUGUCAAUGAAAUGGUAGGAGAAUGUCGAGAACAAUUUAUGCUUUCAGUUUGUGAGGGCUGUUUCUUCUCCUCACAUUCUACUUAAUUUUGCUGUUUUCCUUAUAUAUUCUAGAACUUUACC